UUUGUAUAAAAUACGCCUACAAUACGAAUAAAAUUUAACGAUACUUAUAAAAAAAUUUCAAUAUGAAUGUGCAGAACUCCCGGCGCAUGUGUCACCUCUAUCACUCCACUGCUUGCGUAACCUAUUUUUCUGCGAACAUUCGGUAUAACUGUACUUACGUCUAAUAACAAAAGAAGCCAAAAUGUCUACAAAAAAGUGGAUUGUAUUUGGUAUUUCUGGAUGCACAUGCAGUGGUAAAACAACCUUAACUAAUCAACUUAAGAAGAAAUUUGGAAACUCUGUUCUUAUAUGUCAAGAUAGCUAUUACUUUCCAAUUAAUGAUCCACGACAUAAAACUAUAGCAAAACUCAAUCACGUGAACUGGGAAAUAAUCACCAGUUUAGAUAUGGAUAAAAUGCGAUCGGAUGUUUUAAAGUUAAUUACGUCACCAGAAGAAGACACGUUUCCCGUGACAAAUGAUAAAAAGAUUUUAAUAUUGGAUGGAUUUUUACUCUUUGCAUGUAAGGUUAUUUCAAACUUAUGCGAUAAGAAAUAUUUCUUAACGUUAACUAAAGAUCAGUGUUGGGAAAAAAGGAAGGAUAGAUGUUAUGAUCCACCUGAUGUUCCUGGAUACUUUGAGCAGGUUGUAUGGCCAGAAUAUGUGAAACAUAAAAACGAAUUAAUGAAAGACAAAGAUUUAUAUAAAACAAUAACAUUCAUUGAUGGAUCAAAAAAUAAAGAAGAAAUAUUUGAAAUGGUUUCUGCAGACAUAAAAAAAUUACUAUCAUAAAAUUUUUCUU
This is a messenger RNA of Megalopta genalis, 779 nucleotides long. RefSeq names its product nicotinamide riboside kinase (gene Nrk1). The record is from RefSeq and is a predicted model, not a curated record. NCBI's taxonomy places the organism in Eukaryota, Metazoa, Arthropoda, Insecta, Hymenoptera, Halictidae.